AUGUCUACUACUUCAAUAUCUGCCAACAUGAACAAUGUUCCAAUGUUAAAUGGAACAAACUUUAAGGACUGGAAAGAGAACAUAUUGAUUGUUCUUGGUUGCAUGGACAUAGACUUAGCAUUAAGAAUGCCGAAAAUGAAUGAUCUCACUGAACAAAGUACUCCUGAGGAAAUUGCGUAUUUUGAAAAAUGGGAUCGCUCUAACAGGCUAAGUCUUAUGAUCAUGAAGCGCGGGAUUCCAGAAGUGUUUCGGGGUGCAAUAACAGAGGAUGUUACCAUUGCCAGUGAAUUUCUUUUGGAAAUUCAGAAACGUUUUGCUAAAAACGAUAAGGCUAAAACAAGUACGCUUCUAGCAAGCUUGAUUUCAAUGAAGUAUAAGGGCAAAGGUAAUGUUCGAGAGUACAUCAUGGAGAUGUCUCAUCUUGCUUCAAAACUUAAGGCACUAAAGCUCGACCUAUCUGAUGAUUUGCUUGUGCAUUUAGUUCUUAUCUCUCUUCCUGCACAAUUUAAUCAAUUUAAGGUCAGUUAUAACUGCCAGAAGGAGAAAUGGACUCUCAAUGAGCUCAUUUCAUUUUGUGUGCAAGAGGAAGAGCGAUUGAAGCAAGAAAGGACUGAGAGUGCUCAUCUGGCAAGCACCUCCAAGCAUAUGGGCAAAAGAAAGCAUAAGGGAAAGAAAGUUGCUGCUCUUAAGGGUCCGGAACCAAAGAAACAGAAAGUGCAGGAUGUAUAG
Molecule: messenger RNA, 729 nt
Organism: Camellia sinensis
Lineage: Eukaryota; Viridiplantae; Streptophyta; Magnoliopsida; Ericales; Theaceae
Source: RefSeq, a predicted model, not a curated record